AAAAACCGGCCCCGACCGGCCGACCCGACCCUCUCGAUCGCUCCCUCCCCGUCAUCCACCUCUCGUCAGAAGAACCCUCCCUCUCCGCCCUCCGCCGCCGCCGCCGCCGCCGCCAAUCGCAGCGCAGCCGCCUCGCCUCCGUCGAGCUCGUCCGCGGAGAAGUUGGCCUAGCCGCGGUCGCACGAGAAUAUGCUCGACAUCAACCUCUUCCGCAAGGAGAAGGGCGGCGACCCUGAGCUCGUCCGCCAGUCGCAGCGCAGCCGCUUCGCCCCCGUCGAGCUCGUCGACGAGGUCAUCGUCCUCGACGAGGCGUGGCGCCAGAGGCAGUUCGAGCUCGACAAGAUCCGGCAGGAGCUCAACAAAACCAGCAAGGAGAUCGGCAAGCUCAAGGCCAAAAAGCAGGAUGCGACGGAGCUGAUACAGAGCACGGAGGAGAUUAAGAAGAGGCUGGCCGCCAAGGAGACGGACGUGCAGGAGGCCAAGACCACCCUCGAUGCCAAGCUAGUUACCAUCGGCAACCUCGUGCAUGAAUCUGUGCCCAUCAGCAACGACGAGGCAAACAAUGCUAUUGUGCGGACAUGGGGCGAGAAGAGACUGGAGGAGAAAUUGAAGAAUCAUGUGGAUCUUUGCAUAAUGCUUGACAUCGUAUCUUUGGAUAAGGGUGCUGAUGUAGCUGGUGGAAGAGGUUUCUUUUUGAAGGGUGACGGUGUUCUCCUGAACCAGGCGUUGAUAAAUUUUGGGCUAUCAUUCCUGGGAAAACGAGAAUUUACACCAAUGCAAACUCCUUUUUUCAUGAGAAAGGAGAUCAUGGCAAAAUGUGCCCAGUUGGCCCAAUUUGAUGAGGAGCUCUACAAAGUAACAGGUGACGGAGAGGAUAAGUAUCUCAUAGCAACAUCGGAGCAACCGCUAUGUGCUUAUCAUCUAGGUGAUCGAAUUUAUCCUGCAGAUUUGCCUAUCAGAUAUGCUGGGUUCUCCACGUGCUUCCGGAAAGAAGCUGGUUCACACGGGAGGGACACAGCUGGCAUCUUCAGAGUCCACCAGUUUGAAAAGAUCGAGCAGUUCUGCGCCACAGGUCCAAAUGACAAUGUAUCCUGGGAAAUGCAUGAGGAGAUGAUUAAAAAUGCAGAAGAUUUUUAUCAGGCGAUUGGGCUACCAUAUCAACUAGUUUCAAUUGUCUCUGGUGCUCUUAAUGAUGCUGCAGCUAAGAAGUAUGAUUUGGAAGCAUGGUUCCCUGCAUCAAAAACCUUCCGAGAAUUAGUGUCCUGUUCAAAUUGCACAGAUUAUCAGGCAAGGAGACUUGGAAUAGGCUAUGGCCAGAAAAAGAAUGAUGAGCAAUCGAAGCAGUUCGUUCAUAUGUUGAAUUCCACGCUGACUGCAACUGAGAGGACACUUUGCUGUAUUCUGGAGAACUACCAGCGGGAAGGUGGUGUUGAAGUGCCAGAGGUGUUGCGGCCAUUCAUGCUUGGAAUAGAUUUCCUUCCUUUCAAGCGGCCUCUUGUUGAUAGCAAACAAGCUGCUGCUGACUCCAAACCCAAUAAGUCUAAACCAAAGGGAAAUGCAGCUUGAACUGAAAAUUGUUUCCAGGCAGAUAAUGAUGCACCCUUCCUUUUAUUAAUUUCAAGAAUGGUCUGUAGCAUGAUGAUGAUUUGGUCUCCCAUUUUGGAUGGUUUUGGUUACGAAGUAUUGCAAUCCAGGACACAUAAUUUACCGCAAAGUAUAUUAGUGUUUUUCAUGACUA
Molecule: messenger RNA, 1738 nt
Organism: Triticum aestivum (bread wheat)
Lineage: Eukaryota; Viridiplantae; Streptophyta; Magnoliopsida; Poales; Poaceae
Product: serine--tRNA ligase, cytoplasmic
Exons: 10
Coding region: 190-1566 (458 amino acids)
Biological process (GO): seryl-tRNA aminoacylation
Molecular function (GO): serine-tRNA ligase activity; ATP binding
Source: RefSeq, a predicted model, not a curated record